Orbicella faveolata is the source of this 2826-nucleotide messenger RNA. Its product is annotated as exopolyphosphatase PRUNE1-like. Gene Ontology annotation, cellular component: cytoplasm. The record is from RefSeq and is a predicted model, not a curated record. Gene Ontology annotation, molecular function: exopolyphosphatase activity. NCBI's taxonomy places the organism in Eukaryota, Metazoa, Cnidaria, Anthozoa, Scleractinia, Merulinidae.
GAUGGUGUCAUUUGACUACGACUACCAGAAUCCUUCACUCUUUCUGUUUGUUAUGCUAAUUGGGGCAAUUGUUAUUUAAACCCCACUGGGAAUUCAAAAUUUAAAUAAUAAAGAAAAAACUAAAGGAAUUCUGGUAGUUGUAGUCAAAUGAUGUCAACAUGCAAAUCUGCUAUUCUCUAGUAUGUAACACCAUGUUGAUGAAAUGUAAGCCAUUCAUUGAACAAGAACACACUAAUUUAGUCACAGGUAAUGCAUACCGUUAUCAGAAUAAGCUUCGAUGCAAAUUUUCAGGUUAACAUUAUGCUGGAAAUUAUAAGGAUUUUUAAGGAAAGAAGGUGUUUUGGCCUGCAGGCACUGUAGUAGUUUUCCAUACAAUUCCAGUGAUUUUGCAAGUUUUCAAACCGCAAUAAAAUCGUUGCCUUUCAUUUUAAGAGCCUAGAAUUUUCCAUUCUUCCUAAUAUUUUAACCCUCUUUACAAGUCAGCAGGUUCUUUUUGCAAAUAAGAUGAUAAUGGUUUCUGGAUCAGAGGGCAAAGCUUCCUUCCUUCCAAUUACACUGCAAACAAAACAUUCCAAUUUUUUUGCAAUAUUCAAAUUGCCAUUAAAUCUCAACGUUACAUGGCAUUGGUCUGAAAAUUGUUCCAGCAAGUCCAGUUCCGAAAUUCAUUUAGCUUUGAUCAAAGGUCACGCGGCCAAACUGUUGCUCCUGUUGCAAAAGGUGAAAAAUUAUUUUUAGUUCACUGGGUUUUACUCCCAAGACCCCCAAGAACCAUUUAAAUGCUACAUAGCCCAAUGCAGUGUCUUAAACCAGUCCUACGUUCAAAACAGAAACACGCUUUUUAAAUACGAAGCUUACAAUUUUCAAGGGGUGAUUGAACCUCCCUCCCCGAUCCCCCAACCCAACCCUCCGCCUAUAUCCUAUACAAUCAUGUUCUGAGGUGAGUCAUGUGCAGUGUCAAAAGUUGAGCCGUUUUGGUCCGAAACAGAGUAUCGAUUUUGGAAUCCUCGAUUUUUGGGUAUUUCGGCCUGAAGAAGGGUAACGGUAUUUUAAACUUAAUAAAAAAUGCGCUGGACAGGACAUCCGCACAAGACUUUCGGGUAGUAACCCCCUACCCUCAGAAUUCAAACACAUGGACCGUGAAAUUUACUCACCUCUGGGAUUGAUGGAAACAAACCUGUAUACACUGAUGCGACACAAUUCAGCGUUGAUGGAAGUUACAGAACUGCAGCCGCGCAAAACUCAAUGUUUUGAAGGUCUGAAAGUUGGUCUGAAAAGUCCUGCAGAAGUUUUCAGAAGCCCCCGGUACACGUCAGCGGUUUUGCUAUCAAGGGUCUGGAGAGGGCCUGGAUUCCAGUUGAUUUCCCGCCAAUCGAUAAGGACAAAAUGGAGGCAUUUCUGAAGCACAGUAAGGACUGUGUGGAGAAGCUGUCUCAGUUUUCUGAGGUUCAUGUUGUGCUUGGCAAUGAAGCUUGUGAUCUUGAUUCAAUGGUGUCAUCUCUUGUGUAUGCAUUCUCCAUUUACAAGAAACUCCUCAGUGUUCCUGGAAGACCAACAGCUGUUAUUCCAGUGUUCAACAUACCCAGGGAAGACUUCUGUCUGCGCACUGAAGCAGUGUUCCUAUUCAAGAGAUUUCAUCUUGAUUGCAGUUAUAUUACAUUUGUAGAAGAUGUUGACUUGCAAAACUUGUUGGAAACAAAAAGACUGCAACUUGUUUUAGUUGAUCACAACAUUUUAGCUCAAAGACAAAAGCACAUGGAUGUUGCUGUCACUGAAGUCUUAGACCAUCAUAAAGAUCAAUGGCCAGCUGACUUAAAAGUCAGCAAGAAAAUUGAACUUGUGGGAUCCUGCUGCACACUUGUGGCUGAGAAAUUGCUGACAAUGGAUGUGUUGGACAGCCAAAUAACUGGCCUCCUAUUAGGAACAAUACUUCUAGACACAAUUAAUUUGGAUCCUAGAGCAGCACGAUCCACAGACAAAGACAAAGAAGUUGUUCGACAAUUGCAGGAUAAAUAUCCCGUGGCUCUAGAUGAACUAUACAGAUCUGUAAGCACAGCAAAGUUUGAUGUCUCUGGGCUCUCCACAUUGGAUCUUCUUCGGAAAGACUACAAAGCUUUACCUACAUACGUCAAUAAUCUUAAUGUUGGUAUCAGCUCCAUCAGUGGAUUAUCACUGAGCGAGUUCUUCUCAAGAACACAAGUACAACAGAAUUUAUUAGAAUACUGCCACUCAACAUCACUAGAUGUGCUGGUGAUCAUGUUUCUAUACUUUGUGGAAAGUCUGGAUGACCCUCCUAGAAGGCAGAUUGCUGUUUGUGGUCCACACGAAGAUGCAAAGAGAAAACUUGCGGAACAUUUGAGUAAAUCGGGAGAGCUUAAAUUGAGACAGUUCAGUGAAUCUUAUCAAAAGUGUUUUGUCUAUGAUCAGGAAAAUUUAACAGCGUCCAGGAAAGUUGUGUUUCCUCUUGUACUGGAGUUCAUUAAAAAUGAAUUCUGACUUUGUCCGCCAUAGCUAGGCAACCCAAAGGAGCUAUCAUUGUGGAAAAAAAUGGACUUAUGAAUGUGCUUGUCUGGGCUUAACUGAAUGUUUAAAGUUGUUUAACCUGCUGUUCUGUUACUGUGUGAUACUGAGGGGAUUCCCAUGCUUUAAAAGUGAGAAGGAAUUUUGAAAGAAAACCCAUAGAGCCAUUUGAACUCGAACCUUGUGUUGUAAGCGUGGCUUGAUUUCAUUUUUCCCCCAAGAGGUAUGUACAAAUUUAGAGUGCAUUACUUGCAAAAAAAAUUCGGACAUUUAAUUUUUGAACACUUUUGAUCUCAUUUAGGACAAAUU